CAUGGCUGCUUCCUGCUUUCGGAGCCAAAUAAAGUUGUAGAGUCAAAUUAAUCUGUUUUGCAAGAAGCCUUUCUUGUUGCAUCAAGACCAUUUGCAGAAAUGGUGUUUGAAUCGAUCGUGGUUGAUUUAAUCAACAAGUAUCUAGGAGAUUUUGUUGAGAACUUGGAUAAAUCGCAGCUAAAACUUGGGAUUUGGGGAGGUGAUGUUGUUCUCAAUGAGCUGGACCUGAAAGAGAGUGCCCUUGAUGACCUUGACCUUCCAGUAAAGAUCAAAGCAGGCCACAUAGGAAAGCUGACAUUGAAAAUUCCAUGGAAGAACCUUUACACAGAGCCAGUGAUUGCCACCAUAGACGGGCUCUAUGCUCUGGCGGUGCCCAAUGUCGGAAUCAAGUACAAUGCCGAGAAAGAGGAGAAGGAACACCAGGAGACGAAACAGAAAAAGUUACGAGCCCUGGAAGAAGCUAAAAAACUGGAGGCUGAAAAAGACCAACCUAAAGAGAAGAAAAAAGACUCCUUUGCGGAGAAGUUUGCUACACAAGUUAUCAAGAAUCUUCAGGUGGAGGUGCGAAACAUCCAUGUACGUUACGAGGACAAAUAUACCAACCCUAAACAACCAUUCUCUAUUGGUGCCACAUUGAAGGAACUCCUGUUCAGAACGACAGAUGAGAACUGGAAACCCUGUAUCAUCAAGGAAGCUGUAUCACAGAUAUACAAGUUGGUGAAGCUGGAGCAGUUGGCUGUCUACUGGAACAGCCAUUCUACACUGUAUGAAGACAGACCCAAGGCUGACAUUCUGAAAAGUCUGAAGAGUGCCAUAGAAGAGGGCAAUAAGACCAACUUCCAGUACUUGAUCAGGCCAAUUUCAUCAGUGGCCCACCUUCGAUUGAACACAAAACCUGAAGAACAGGAAUUCACUGUUCCAAAGGUGUCCUUGACAGUCAUAUUUGAUGACAUCUCCAUCGGACUAGCCAAGGUUCAGUAUAAUGAUGUCCUGGAGAUGUUGGAGGGCUUUGAGAGAGUCAAUCUGAUGGGUAUCUAUAGGAAAUACAAGCCAGAUGUCCCCUUUAGAGGUCACACAGCUGCAUGGUGGCAUUUUGCAUACAAGAGCAUACUAGAAGAAACUGUACGCAGACGACGUAAAAUGUGGUCGUGGGAACAUAUUCGAGAACAUAGGGACAAAAAGAAUCAGUACAGGGAAGCGUACAUUAAGAAACUGGAGAGCAAGAAAGUGGCGUCUGACCUGCAGAAGACACUUGAUGAAUGUGAAGCCUACCUAGAUGUAUUCAACAUCACAGUGAUUCGCCAACAAGCCGAGAUAGAGAGCGUAAAACGUGGGCUUAAACGUGCUGAGGAGAAGAAAAACGCAGGCUGGUUCGGCGGAAUGUUCGGGGGCGGGAAGAAGAAAGAUGAGGCGAAGAAGAAGAGUGAUGCAGAACAGAUACAGGAGCAGUUUUAUGAGCAGUUCAACUCUGAUGAAAAGAAGAAGUUAUAUGAUGCCAUCGGCUACCAGGAGAAUGAGUCUGACCCCACUCUGCCCAAAGCUUUUGUGGCCUUGAGAAUAGUGACAAAGCUGAACAAUGUCUCCCUCACCCUGAAAGAUGACAAGAUAAAGGAGCCCCAAUUAUUAAAACUUCAGCUGAAGAAUGUUUACAGCACGGUGGGUCAGAGGCCAGCAGCUUCCGCAAUAAGGGUAGAAGCUAAAAUGGACCGUCUGACAGUCCUCGGUACCCAGCAAGGUGACUGUAUUCCCAGAAUGGUUUCUUCUGUGGUCACUGAUCAGGUGAUGUCACUGGUAGAUUUCCAGUUUGAGACAAACCCCCUGGAUGGGGAGUGUGACGCCAGAGUGAAGGUUGGGGCUCGUCCUGUACAGAUUAUCUAUGACGCUGUGACAGUGAACCAGUUGGCAGGAUUCUUCAAACCUCCUAAAGAUAUUCAACUCAAACAGCUGUCGCAGGCAGCCAUGUCAAAGUAUGAAGACAUCAAGGAACAGACUGCCACAGGAAUGCAGCAUGCCAUUGACCAGCAAAAGUACACGGAGAUAUCUGUGGAUCUUCAGUCUUCAUAUGUGAUAGUACCGCAUGGUGGAAUAUGGACCAAGGGACGAGAUGUGUCAAAGCUGAUUCUCGAUCUCGGUCACCUGAAGAUUGGAUCAGAGAGGAGCCAAUCAGACAUCAAGAGCAAAAGUCAACUGGGGUCACUGGAGGAUGUGAUGACCAAGGCUUAUGACAAGUUCAAUAUCAGCCUUGACAAUAUACAGCUGCUCAUGGUCCAUGCAAAUGAGGACUGGCAGGCUAUCCGGAGACUGAAAGACUCCCCCACCCACAUCCUGUGUCCCAUCUCCCUGAACAUUCUCCUGGAAAAGUGUAUGUUUGACAAGGACCCAAGGAUGGCCAGGAUGAAGGUAAAAGGGGAGCUACCCUUGGUCAGCCUAAAUAUAUCGGACAAGAGGCUACAGGAAGUUAUCUCCCUUGCUACCAGUAUUCCUCUCCCGGAGUCAGAACCUGAAGCACCCAAGGACCAAUUUGCUGAGGGUCCUAGUACGCUACCUACAGUUGACAUCACAGAAAGCAGGCUCGCAGAAAAGGCUCAAUCCAUGGUUGCUACUGGUGACGAGGGGAAAUCCCCGCCGGCUCGCAGUGAAUCACAGGAGUUUGUUAACUGUACAGACCUUGAGCUCACCUUCGUGUUGAAACAGAUAAGCUUGAACAUAGCCCAACGAAAAGGUGACAUGGACUGUCCCCUGUUACGCCUGGUUGUCAACGAUAUCGGGACAGGGGUGAAGGUCAGGACAUUUGACAUGGUUGCUGAUGCCCAUCUGGGAAGUGUUUACCUGCAGUACCUUAAGGCAGAAGUUCCAGAAGAUUUGGUGGAACAAUUGCAGAAGGUUGGAGAGAAUUUAUACACUGUGACAGAGGGAGGGCCAGCCAUCAACAUUGUGAACACACCACAGAGUGUACACGGCCCUUCACACCUACUGAAUGUCAACUACCUCAAGGCAAACACUGAUGCCCCAGACUUUGCUACCACAUACAAAAAGACAGAACAGACGGUCAAUGUGGACUUUGCAUCUCUUGAGCUUCUCCUGCACCAAGAGGCAAUACUGGAUCUCCUUGUGUUUGCACAGUCCCUACAGACCCCUGAAGUGAAGCAAUUGGAAAGCAAGACACCUCAAGUGAAGGCGACUGCAGAUGAAACAGAGAAGUCCAAGGAACUGGUGAAAAAGAAGCAUGUGUUCAAGAAGGAUCCUGACCUGAUAGACAUGAAACUGAAGGCCGGACUGAAAAUGUUCUCUGUGGCGAUCUGCUCCCAGAAAAAAAUGAUCACAGAUAUUAGAGUCAAAGGUAUCGAGGCUGAAGUGACUCUACAAGAGCGUCAAACCCAAGUAUCAGCUGUCCUGAAAGGCAUUUCUGUACAGGAUCCGAGUCCGGAGACUUUCUACCCUAAUAUCUUAGAGAUAGAGGGAACUGAAAUGUUGACAUUGAACCUGGCAAUAUUCAACAACAACACAGAGGGUGAGAGAUAUGAUGAUAUGAACAACGUGGAUAUGAAGGUCAAGGUCAUGAUUGGAAAGAUCAAGGUCACCUUCCUCAACAAGUUUGUGGCUGAUCUACUGGCAUUUGCCGACAACUUCCAAGAAGCCCAGGCCAAGCUGAAGGAAGCCAGUACAGCAAUGGCUGAAAUUACCCAGGAUGCUGUGCAGAAUCUGCAAGAAACAGCUUCCCGAUUGUCUCUCCAAGUGGAAAUGCAUGCUCCAUUGAUUCUCAUGCCCCAGAAUUCCAAGUGUUACGAUGUGCUGAUUGUUGAUUUAGGUCAUUUGCAAGUUAAAAAUAACUUUGAGAAACUGGGUCAAAGGGCACCGUCAGGGAUACCAGCUGUCCUAGAGAAAAUGAAUGUGACCUUGACAAAUGUGAAGAUUUCAAGGGCCAAGGUGGAUGCCAGCCAGUUUGUGAAGGCAGAGGUGGAAUUACUACAACCAGUCACCAUCUCUGUGAACAUCUGUAGAAACCUGUCCGCAGCCUGGUACCAUGACUCCCCAGAUAUAGAUAUCUCUGGAACUCUCAACUUGCUUCAGCUGUGUUUGAGUCAGGGAGACUUCACUGCUAUGAUGUUAACCCUGAAUGAGAACUUGUCAGAGGGCCAGACAAAGCCAGCCCCUAAACAGGAAACAUCAGAGACCCUAGCCAUAGAAUCAGCUGGUCAGGAGCAGGCUAUUGUGGCUGAGAAAAGUGCUGGUGUACAAAGUGCCCCAGCAGCACCUGGCUCAUCUACUCAAGUGUGGUGUAAACUCAAGUUUACCUUCAUUGUAAAUAGUCUGGGGGCCACCCUGUACUCUGGAGAUAGUAACUUGACUUCUGGUCUAGUUGUUAGAGAUGCAUCGAAGCUUCUUGGAGGAUUUGCCCUGGAUUUCUUCUCGCUAAAGGGUCGCAUCAUGUCUAACAACGAUAUUGAUACUGCUGUCAAACUGAAGGACAUGAUGAUGGAUGAUAAACGCAUGCAGAAACAGGGCGGCAUUACAAAGAUGAUGGAGCGCAGCAAGAAAGGUGGAGGGAAGGACAUGAUUGAUGUAUCCUUCAAACAGGCCGGAGACGAUAAAACAAUUGAUGUCCACAUGUCAAGCUUGUAUGUGUGUGUGUGCCUGGACUUCCUGAUGUCCGUGGCAGACUUUUUCGUGAAGGGACUACCCCAGACAGAAACCCCACCCCCUCUCGCAAUAGAGGAUCAAAAAGCUAUAAAGCCCAAAGAGGUCGCCACCCAAGCCCCACCCCCUGUGGGCGAGAUGAAUAUCACCGUGGUGAUAGACCGGCCAGAGUUCAUCAUGAUAGAGGACCAGGCCAGGGAAAAUACCAACGCCCUUAUGCUUGAUAUGGAGCUGAAGUUCCAGAUGCGACAGAGCCCAGAGACAAUGGACAUGUCUGCCAGCAUCCGGAACUUGGGCAUUGUAUCCUGUAAAUACAACAAUAGGACCGGAGGGGCUCAGAUCCUUACCCCGUGUGACAUAUCGUUCUACAGUAAGACCCCCCAUGGGGAGGGGGCACAUAUGGAUGUGUCGACGUCAGAUCUCAUCCUAAAUAUCUCACCUGGAACCAUCAGGACGAUGUCAGCUAUAGCUGCUGGCCUCUCCCAGCAAAGUGAGGAGGCUACAGCGGAAGAAGUGGUACCAGCUGACCUGUGGCAGUUCAAGAGGAUACAGGACUGUAACUUCUGGUUCCUCAAGGCCGGCGAGGGAACUUCAGUUGACACAGAGCCAUUAAGCUUGGGAACUGGUGUGGAGGAACCACUUACAGAGAGGGGAGAACAGCUGAUCCUGAAAGUGCCGACAGUUGUGGUGAAGAUUGAAGGAGGCGUUGGCAACAGAACUGUGCCUCUGCUGAUAACUGACAUGUCAUUUGAGGGCGAAGUUAGGGAUUGGACAGGAAAGCUGUCUGUGGAGAGCAGGCUGAAACUGGAGGUGGCCUACUACAAUGAGAAGGUGUCAGUCUGGGAGCCGUUGUUGGAACCAGUCUUACAUGAGGGCAAAUACAGGAGAUGGGAGCUAUCCCUAGAGGUGGAGAAAAAUGAAGAUGUGGACCUGGGUCUGGAUGAAGAUGAGGACACGGACAAUAUCCGCCUACCACCUCCGAAAAUGAGCAUCAAUAUCAAGUCUACAGACUCCCUGAAUCUGACCAUGACAAAAGCAUGCCUGGAAAGCCUCACCAACCUGGGAAAGGCAUUUGGUGAUGCCUACCAACUGGUUGAGCCCACGCUGAGGGCAGGAGAAGUGUUGGACCCUUUCAUCAUACGUAACGAGACUGGCGAAGACCUAAUGCUGAAACUGGACAAUACCUUUGAGAUGCCAGAAACAGCAGUAAAUACCAAGGUGAGACUAAGGUCUGGUGACAUUCUACCACUCAAGAACAAGGAAGCAGGAAACAAACUCAGCAGGCAGGCAUCUGUCAUCCGGGCAACUCAAAACCAGGAUGAGAAGAAAAUGAUCUUCCAGGUUGAGAAAUUUGACACCCCGAAAGAACUGAACAUCAAGAGGGCAGAGAAGAGGCUGUUCCACUUCACCAAGUCGAAGGACACUGACCAGUGGGCAGUGGUGGCAGACACCAGUAUACACCUGGGACAGAAAACACUCAUAUUCAGAUCAGCUGUGCAGGUGAAAAACCAUCUGCUCUUGCCAGUGGAUGUCUACUACAAAGAUCCAAGCACUGGGAACGUGAAGCUGAUCUCACACAUCAACCCGGGACAACUAUACAGUCUCCCCCUUAACACAAUAUACACCACCACUAGCCAGUUCAUGUUCAGACCAAUAAAAGAUGGGUGUGUUGAGCUGAGUGAGCCAAUUUCCUGGAGAGGGGCUGAAAAUCUUGGCCUGAAACAGCUGGCCUGUAAGGGAGACAACGUGCACCAACCAUUCUAUAUCAAGCUGAGAGCUGAAAUAGAGGCUGUUUACUAUGAGGGAGGAGAAAUGCCAUCGGCCAAGAGCACAGUGUUUCACCUCUAUCCCACUGCUAUAUUCCAUAAUCUGCUGCCGUACGAUGUCAAGGUCAUGUUAGAGGGCACAGAAGAUGAGAUGAUGUUAAAGAAGGGAUGUAAUAUGCCUCUGGAUCACGCCUGUAUUGGUAAAACCAACAUGGAGGUCAUGAUAUCAAACUACCUUGAUAAGGAUUGGCACGGACGCAGGGUCAUAGACUUUGACAUCCCGGAACUGUCAAUUUUGAGUUUUGAGAGCUACCAAGGGAAGAAGAAAGUUACCAUGGACCUAGGCCUACACUUUAAGAAAGGAGAGGGUUCUAUCAAUGUGUCUGUGUUCAGCCCAUACUGGAUGGUAAACAAGACUACCCUGCUCCUCAGAUAUAAGGCUGGAGACGACGAGCCAAUGGAACACGCCCCUGAUGUCAAGGAUAUUAUCAUGUUCUCAUUCAAGAAGGGAUCUCUCUUCAGCAAGAAAAAGGAUGACUUGCCAGAGAAAAAGACCGGCACCUUGGAACGAAAGAAGGAAGGAAAAAAUAAGCCGAAAGUGAAAGAAAUGAAGCAGAGUGGGAAAGCAUCCCUAUGUAUUGGAGAAGGUGAUUGGUCAGACAAGUUCUCUCUGGAUGUUGUAGGCAGCUCUGGAACUGUGCAGAGCAAGAACAAAAACCGGACCUGGGAGGUGGGAGUCAGCAUAAUCCUCUCCAGUUCAGGCCUGACAAAAGUGGUGACAUUCACCCCCUUCUACAUGCUAGUCAACUCUUCCCCUUACACUUACCAGUGCAAGGAAACUAUAACAAGCAGUGAAUGGAUUGAAGUGCCACCCAAACAGUGUGUGCCACUGUGGCCCCUGCAAUCAGGCAAGGAGAUGAAGAUGCAGGCAACCGUGAAAGAUUCUGACAUCUCAACCAAUCAUUUCCUCUUUAACAAACCACACUCUUCACUCAUGCGAUUGGACAAUAAUUAUGGUGGGAUAAAUGUGGAGGUUCAGGAGACUGAGAGCGCCAUGGUAACGACUUUCACCAACUACAAGGACGGUCUGGCAACAGUCAACGUUGUGAAUCAUACCGACAAGUGUGAUAUACAGUUCUUUCAAAGUUCAGUGAAGAAUAUACAAAUUAUGGCCGCUGGCAUGGCUGGGUUCUAUACCUGGGAGGAUGCUAUAGGCAAAAGAGAGCUGGUCUGGAGUUGUGGGGAGAAGAAAGACGUGAAAAAUGACCUCUCACAGGAUGGUAUAGGGGAGUUUUUCUACAACUCUGACGUGAAGGUGUACUGGGUCUCCUUCCUGUCCGGGAUGCAGAGGGUGCUUCUCUUCACUCAUGACCUGGCCCUGGCUACAAUUGCGCAGGAGGCGGGUGAGUUGGAGCGGUUGGAGCAAGAAAUAACAGUGAGCCUACAAGAUAUGGGAAUGUCACUGGUGAACAACUAUACACAGAAGGAGGUUGCCUUCCUCGGGUUAACCAGCUCUGGUUUCAUUUGGGAAGAGAAAAGAAAAAGGCGACACAAAGCAUUCACUUUAAAAUCAAACCUGGCCUUGGAGCAAGCAUAUCAGAAGUUUGACCUUGAAAAAGUCAGUGGAAGAACGCCACCGGAAAAAAUCAACAUUGACAAGAUGGAGGUGAAUUUCAAUGAGAUGAUGAUGUUCAAACCAAAUAAGAGACAGAUACGGAGAAGUUUCCAGGAUGGGAUCUGGAUCCAGUAUAAGACUUCCCCUCAUCAGGUCCAGUUCCACGCAAAAAUCAACAGGGUUCAGCUAGACAACCAGGUAGCUGGUGCUGUGUUCCCUACCGUGCUGUCACCUAUGCCUCCACCAAAAUCUGUGGCUGCUGAAAGUGUGCCCAAGCCAUUCACGGAAGUGAGCAUGAUGCUACGAAAACAUGAACACACAAACAUCUCCCAGAUGAAGUACUUCAAGGUGCUGAUCCAGGAGAUGCAGCUCAAGGUGGACCAGGGUUUCCUCAACAACAUCAUAGACCUGUUCUCCUCCGACCAGGAUAUCACCAGUGAACAAGAGAAGCAAAUGUUGGAAGAAGACAUAGAGAGAACAAAGCAAGACCUGGUGACAACCAUGGGGCUGUCCCUGGCCAGUGAACAGAAGAUGUUCUAUGACUAUCUACAUCUCUCUCCUAUAAAGGUGCACCUGAGUUUCUCCCUGCAAGGAGGUGGUGAUGGCAAGGCCAUGCAGCUACACGCCAACGUGAUCAACGUGUUCCUACAGAGUGUGGGCGUCGUCCUUACUGAUAUACAGGAUGUUGUCUUCAAACUUGGCUUCUUCCAGAGAGAACACAAGUUCUACAACAACAAACAACUGACCGGGGAAAUGACCAGCCACUAUGCUGGACAGGCGAUUAAGCAAAUGUAUGUCCUUGUGCUGGGACUGGAUGUGCUGGGAAAUCCAUUUGGGUUACUGAGAGGAAUGGCCGAGGGCAUUGAGGACCUCUUCUAUGAGCCAUACCAGGGAGCCAUCCAGGGUCCAGAGGAGUUUGCUGAGGGGAUGAUGCUGGGGGUGAAGAGUUUGUUUGGACACGCUGUCGGAGGAGCAGCAGGUGCAGUGUCCAGAAUCACUGGAACUCUCGGCAAGGGCAUAGCGGCCUUGACCUUGGAUGACGACUACCAGAAGAAGAGACGGGAGGCACUCAACAAGAGACCUGCUAAUGUAGGCGAGGGCUUUGCUAGGGGAGGGAAAGGACUUGUUAUGGGAGUCUUUGACGGAGUUACAGGGAUUGUUCGCAAGCCUAUCGAAGGGGCUAAGAAGGAGGGAGUGGAAGGGUUUUUCAAGGGGGUUGGCAAGGGGCUGGUAGGGGUUGUUACCAGGCCAACCAGUGGGGUCAUUGACUUCGCUAGCAGCUCGUUUGAGGGAAUAAAAAGGAUUGCUGAGAAUGUUGGUGAGAUACACAGACUGCGUCCCCCGCGUAGAUUCUACAAGGACGCGAUUCUCCGUCCAUACAACAAGCAGGAGGCAGAGGGAUGUGCUGUACUCAUAGAGACAGAGAAAGGCCGAUACUACAACACAGAUGAAUAUGUAGCCCACGUGGUGGUUACCAAGGACAACAAGAAUGUCCUCUUAGUUACCAACAAGCGUGUAUUAUUUGCUAGUCGUGGGGAGAUAUUUGGCUCCUGGAACUGCGAGUUCACCUAUACGUGGACGGAGAUAAAGGAGAAACCCCGGGUCUCUGCCAAGGGGCUGGAAAUCAUCCUCAAAGAGAAGGAGAAGAAGGGAUUCUUUGGCUCCACCAGCUCAAAGAAAGACAUACAUAUUGCCGACAAGAAAAUAGCCGAGUGGAUGGUUGGAAAAAUCUCAGACACCUGGGAUGCGGCAAAUUAACUUUCAAAUAAUAGUGCAAUAUAACCUAACUAGUGCUGUGUAACCUUGACAGUGCUGUGUAACCUGGCAAGUGCUAUGGAUCAAUGUCUAGAAUUAGUGCAAUGAUGCCUGCAUAAUGUCUUUUAAAAUGAUUUUAUCUUUGUUUAGAAUUUAAAGGAUUCGUUUAGAUAGAUUAUAAUUGUAUCCAAUGUAACCAUUUGUCGUAAAAUUGCUUUCUGUUAAUGUACCUGGUUUGUUGUAAACAACAUUUUGAAAGUGUUUAAAAACACGUAAUUCUUGAAAUGAUUCUCUCUCUAUGCAUUGACACAUACCUUAUAACCUCAUAAAGCAAGGUGCUUGAUUUGGCUGUUAAAUAAAUGUUGUAUUGUGGGUAAAAUAUGAAAAAAGUAUCACGUGCAAUGAAGUUGCUUUAAGGAAGGCAAUUAACAUGUAUGUGUUGGCAUAUUUUUUAUUUCACAUGGAUAAAGAAACAUGGCGUGACCGAAGUCAGUUUAAUAUUUUUUAACACAAGUAAAUAGAAAUGUUGUAACACUUUAAAAAGGCAUUUGCACUACUUUGUGUUCCAGCUGUAUUAGUUGUGAAGAUGAUUGUCCAUUAAUGAAGGUCAUUAUGGCAUCACCUAUCAUUUUCCUUGUUGCAUACAUGGGUAAUAUUUUAAGGGGUGUGCUGGCAUCUCAGUAAAACAGGGUUAACUUAAUGUAAAAUAUCCAGUAGCACCCCCUAGUGCUGCACAUCAGCUUGUAUAUAUGUAUGAAACCAUUUUUUCUAUUUAAAGGCAAAUUUCCCUGUUAUAACAAGGACAGUCCCAUUGAUAAGCUGUAUUUCACCCAUCACUGAGUGGAUUUAUCCAGACACCUUUUUAUUAAUCAGUGGUCACAUCAUUUUGCCAAUUGUCAAUCUACAAAAAGAUUUCAUCAGGGCCUCAGAAAUGAUCGUGAUACUUGUGUAUCUAACACUGAAGACGAUUUAUGUUUAAGUUUUAUUAGAUAUAGGAGAAAACCUGAUCAAGGGGAGUUUUGCCUUUAAAUUCAGAACUUGAAUAUGUUCUCACUGCUGUUAAUUACAUAAUGUACAUGCCUAUGCUGAUUACAAUAAGCUCUUUAAUUACCGGGGUAUGAUGUUCUCUUUAUUGUGUUUAUUGUACAGCCAUAACCCCACUAUCACUGCUAUAUCUGCACUAUAUACCCAGCAUGUACAUGUACUCGCAACUUGUUUAAAAGUUGUAUAGACGUGUGUAUUUCUUAAUGCUACUGAAAUUAGAGCAAUGUAAUUACUGUUAACAAUUUUGAUAUACCGGUAAUGAAAUGGCUACAUACACUUAAAACAACAUGAUACCCAACACAUGUAUGCUUUGUAUAUGGAGAUUGAAUACGAUCAUUUUUAGUGCUUAAUCUAGCUGUUAAUGAAAAUGGAAAACAUCCUGCUGAGUAUUAAGAAUAAAGCAGUGUGGAUGCUGACAAUAAUGGGGAACAUGGAAAUCUACUGUACCAAAUUUGAUGUAUUUUAUAUUCAAAUAUUCUUGCCAUUUCUUACUGCUGUCCUUAUAUGAUAUAUCAUUGCUGUAUUUGGUGUUGUAUAUAAUACUCAUAUAUACCUGUUACUGGAGUUAACACAUUCAUGCGUUGACCUUACCGUUAAACCAUUAUGGUUCCUUUGAUUGUUUUGGUUUUCAUCUAUUUAUGUUCGUUAUUUAUUGUGUUAACUGAUUUUUUAUUAGUCAUAAAAUCAUUCCUGUGUUAAUUUGUGUCUCAUUUUUCAACUUUUUGCUCAUUUAUUUUAUUUUAAUGGUUAUUUCUUUGUUGGCCAUUUUUAUACUUGUUUUAACAAGUUUAACCUACCCGGGUACUCGGUUAUCUUAUGAACUUGCAUAGAACAAUAACUCCAUAUUUCUGAGUUGUUAAAUAUCUAUAUACAUGAAAAAGCUAAUAUUUAUAUUUGUUUAUUAAGGCAAUGUUUGAUUGAUUUUGCAAGUAAAAAAUUACAUUAAUUAAAAAAUUUAAUUUGUAACGUACACAACUAAUCUUACCGUAUUUUGUGGUUCGCUCUGUGGUACGCUCGUAUUUUGUCAUGAGCUGGUAUUUUGUCAUGAGCUGGUAUUUUGUGGUUUGCUCAUAUUUUGUCAUGAGCUGGUAUUUUGUGGUACGCUUGUUGAUGAGAUUGUUGAUGAGAUGGUCCGUACAUGUCGGUUUAACAUUUCUGUGAUUUUACCUAUGACAGGGUUUGAUGUAGGAUUUUCUGAAAAUAUUCCUUUAAAAACUAUUCUUAGAAUUUCUUUUACUUUAGUUUUAUAUUAAGUUUUAUGUUGUUAAGUAUUUUGAAGAAAAAAAUGAACUUUAAGAAAUUUUGUUUUCUGGUAAGGUGUAUCCUGGUAAUAGUCACCAUUCAGUAGAAAUGGCCAUGAUGUUUGAAUCUACCAGUACCAGCUUAUGUAGUACCUUUUUGAAUUUGAAAAAAUAAUUUCCGUCUCAAUUUAGACAAAGGUAUAAUGACUAGAAUCUAUUGAUGUUCAUAAUAAUAAUUAUACAGCUAACCUUUACUGUAACUUUUGGAAUUGUCAUUAUAAGCACGUAAUUUUUUGCAUCGAAAAUGUAAAAAACAUAUCUUUUUGCUCAACAUGGUUUUGCCUUGUUUGUUUUUCUUCAAAAUUGAAGAAAUAAAUAUUUUUCAAUGUCAUGAAAAUCCUUAAGGCAUUGCUGAGUUGUUGCUUUGUAUUUUUAAUGUGUAUUUCAUAAAAUGAUAAAUGUGCUCUUAGCAAUCUUCAUUUGGGUGAUUGUAGUGUUUAUUGUUGUUUGCUAUAGUUAACAUAUGAUUGUGUCAGUUGUAGGAAAUGUAAUCAUUGUUAUACAUAAUAUAGCCUAUGAGUUGAUUUAGAAUAAGUUGUACCAUUAUGAUAAGUAAUAUUGUUGUGAUAGAGGACAAGUUCUUUUAACCUUGUAUAUGAGUAGAUAUUAGAUAUUAGAUCAUUAUACUUAGAGUGGUUAUAGAGCCGUAAUAGAAUAUAAUUAUAUACUAUACUAAAUACUAUACUAUAAUACAAUACCAAAUUUUCCCCUGUACAAGUCCUUCACCAUGCCUACCAUAAAAUAUCGCAUGAUCAAGUUUUCUGUCUUGUUGUGCUGUCACAAAUUCAUGUAAAGGUUUAACUUGGAAAAUCAAAUCAACUUUGCCUAAACUACAUGUAACUGAUAAAGCUCUUGAUUUCAAAAAGUUAAGAUAACUUUUCCGAAAUAUUAAUUUCAUAAACUAAUGGUAGAUGCAUUGAUAGUCUUUAAAUAUCACUAGAAAUACUGUUGCUUUGCUUAUAGUUAUUGCGUACCUCCAUAUUAAUUGUCUCUACAUUUUAAAUCCUACCAUUUUGUUUUGACAACAUUAUUCUUACUUUAUGCUAGGCUUUACUGUUCUAUACAUGUAGUUAACACUGAGUGAUCAAAUGUUCAUGCCUGACAAGGCAAAUGCAACAAAACAUAAACUACAAUGUGAAACAUACUAUUUUUAUUUAGUGUAUAUAUGUUACCAUGUAUUAGGUGUAUCAAUGCAUUUAUUAUCCAAUUAUCAUCAGUAGAUCGUUCCACAAAUGGUCUUUUUGUAUUUUUGCCCAUCUAAGUUCAUAGAAAGGAGUCAAGGUAUUGUCAUAGUCUUGAAGUCAUGCUUCUUGUGGUUUGUGACAGCAGUCACAUUCUUGAAGUCAUGCUUCUUGUGGUUUAUGACAGCAGCCAUAGUCUUGAAGUCAUGCUUCUUGUGGUUUAUGACAGCAGUUCUAGUCUUAAAGUCAUGCUUCUUGUGGUUUAUGACAGCAGUCAUAGUCUUGAAGUCAUGCUUCUUGUGGUUUAUGACAGCAGUCAUAGUCUUGAAGUCAUGCUUCUUGUGGUUUAUGACAGCAGUCAUAGUCUUGAAGUCAUGCUUCUUGUGGUUUAUGACAGCAGUCAUAGUCUUGAAGUCAUGCUUCUUGUGGUUUAUGACAGCAGUCAUAGUCUUGAAGUCAUGCUUCUUGUGGUUUAUUACAGCAGUCAUACAUGUAGUCUUGAAGUCAUGCUUCUUGUGGUUUAUGACAGCAGCGUAGGCAUUGUUGGUAAAAGAAACUGUAGCCUUGGCCACAACUCUCAAAACGAUCGAUAUAUUUAAACGAGACUUUGUACAAAUGUUACCAUAAAUAAUAGUUACAUAUAAGGCAAGGCCCAUAACCGGGCUUUAAUAAUUGCCAAGUUAUGCCCCUUUUUUGACAGCACUUUGUGUUCACUGUUGUUCAUGUUGACAUUGUGCCAUUUAAUUUGUUCAUUUCAUCACAAUUAUGGUUAUUCGUUUGGACUGUUUAAAAGUUUUAUUUUAAAUGUUUAAUUAUAUCUCUGUAACUGCUCAGUGUAUCUUAUGAAUUAUUUAUUUUUGCUAUUUGAUUUACAUUCUGCAAUAUUUUGCUAUAUAAUGUUUAUUUUUGCUUUUCGUUCUAUUAGUAUGAUUUCAAGACAGUUUAAUGGGUUCCCUAUAUACUUACACAUAAAUGUUCCCUGUACACUCAUUAAUUAGAGCAGUACAAUACUGUUAUAAGACAGUUACAUACAAAACCUCUCAUUUCGUAUUACAUUGGUUGGACUUAGUACAAGCCUGCAAGCCCUUCACUGGUAACAUGCUUUCUGGGCUUGCUUAGAUCCUAGAUAUCAUAUACUGCACUAGGGCUUUUUUUAAAGACUUGAUGCCAAGCACAAGAUGAAGGAUUCGGGCUUCGAAAUUCUAUCGUUAAAGGGGAACAUUUUGUUUGACUACAUGUGUGUGUAACACCUCGUGUAUUCCUAAAAAUAACAUAUUAUUGUUAUACAUGUAUUCGCAUUCUAUCUAAUAGCAACAUGUACAUUAAAAGUUAUAGUAUAAACAUGUACAUUGUAUAAAGAACAUAAUGAAUCUGCUUUGACAUAAAGAUAUCUAGCAAAUCCAUUUCUCUGUUGCAUAUUGUAAUUGCUUAUUUUUAGAAAUUCCAUGUUAUGCUUUUGUUAUUGUUGGCGUAUAAUAUGAUUAAUUUGUAAUUUCCGAUUUCAAUAAAUGUGGGGGUUCAACAUA
Messenger RNA from Mya arenaria, 14826 nucleotides. RefSeq names its product intermembrane lipid transfer protein VPS13A-like. NCBI's taxonomy places the organism in Eukaryota, Metazoa, Mollusca, Bivalvia, Myida, Myidae. The record is from RefSeq and is a predicted model, not a curated record. The transcript has 82 exons. Gene Ontology annotation, cellular component: extrinsic component of membrane. Bases 100 to 9777 code for a protein of 3225 amino acids. Gene Ontology annotation, biological process: protein targeting to vacuole; protein retention in Golgi apparatus.